AUGGCCGGCGUCCGAUGGAACCCAUGGGACCGAGGGUACUCGGGCCUCGAGGUCGAGCAGAUGGGCUUCCUCCACAAGACGUACUGCGAGGUGUACAACGUGGACCCGAAGGACCUCCCGCACAUCCUGCAGAUGGACGACAAGUUCCGCGUCCCGCUCUACUCGCCGCAGGUCGCCGACUUUGACGAGCACACGUUCGUGCGCAAGAUGCAGGACAUGACGGGUUUGCUCAAGAACCCGGCCGAGGGCAUCAUCUCGAGCAUCUGCGCGUACCAGAAGGACCGCCACGAGCGCGUUCUCUUCAACGCGUACCUCAACGACCCGCGGACGCUGCUCCUCGAAGAGAUCAAGGCGUGGGCGCUCAACACGCUCGCGUCCGCGACGUGCACGACCGAGUACAUUGUCAACCAGGUCGAGUGCCGGAUGCAGUACAUCAAGAAGAUCCAAUAUGGUCAGCAAAAGCUCUUUACGAGCGGGUCGGGCGAGCGGUCGCUCAUGGCGACGCUCAAGGACGUGCGCGAGAUCCUCGAAUACCGCGUGCUGCCCAUCAUCGAGACGGAGCGGGCGCAUGCGUCGGCCAAGGAGCAGCUCACGAUCCUCGAAGCGAAGGGCACGGACGCGCUCAUCCACGGCGUCCAGUUCCUCUUUUAUGUCUUCCGUAACACGCCCAACGCGCCCAACGACUGCACGAUUAGCAACCUCCAGUCGCAGCAGCAUGCGGCCAUGAAGGACGCAAUGAACACCAAGUCGGGGCAGAUGAUGCAGUUGCUGCUCAACACGCCGUCGUUCAAGGAACUCUUCCCCGAGAGUCCGUAUGCAACCAACCAAAAAGACAAGGCGCCGCAGCCGCUCCUGCUGCAGUGGACGCCCGAGGAGGCCAAGGCCAUGGAGACCUCGGCAGUCUUUUGCGACAUGGACACGACGGCCAUCAUUCCCGCGGUGCUCACCAAGAGCAACUCGCAGAUCGCGCCCGUCGAGUUCUUCAAGGCCUCCAACUCGGGCCUUGUUGCGCUCCCCGCCGAUAGCGCGCCGACGGCCUACGAGUCGUUCGUUCGCAUGCACGGCAUGCUCAAGCUCAUGGCCGACUUGAUUGUGAGCUGCCGCAAGGCGCGGCUUCUCGCGGGCCCCGGCGGCGACCUCCUCGUGUAUGGCCCCGGCGGCGACGAGGUCCGGCGGCUCAUGCAGUCGUGGCAAGCCGUGCAGGGCGAGAUGCGUCGGCUUGUGAACGACAUGACGCAGCUCGGCGUGCAGGAGCUCGACAAGAUGAAGUCGACGCAGGAGCGCAACUGGCGCCACUGCUUCAAAGAAGUGCUGAGUUUGCAAAACUACAUUGCAAACGACAUUGCGGCGACGGUCGAGCCGAUCCAGAUGAUCCACCGCAACACGGACCCGGCGCGCGUCCAGCGGCUCUUGCACGAGUUUCGGGAAGCGACUGGGCACUGGGUCAACGAGAACAGCACGAUCUGCAACCAGAUCAGCGGCACGCUGGGGCUGCCCAUGGUGGUUGACGGCCAGCGCGUCUUGCACAAGCCCGAGAUUACGAUGAUUGAAGAAGGCGACGAAGGCGAACCGGAAGGCGAGACCGUUCUCAACACCGCCAUGGUGGUGGCGCGCGCGCCAAAAUCCAACCCGACGCCACCGACGACAACCGCAGUCGUCAAGCCACGCGCGUCGACAUUCCAGGAAGAGUCGACGAACCUCGUCAAAGGCAUUGGCAACUCGGUCUUUUCACUCUUUGGCGUCUCGACCACGUCGGCGCAGAGUGCCAACACGACGUCCGAGAUGCUGCUGCCGGACGUGGCCGUGCCGCCGGCGCCCAAGUCGGCGCCGAUUUCGCGCAACGACGCGGCGCCCGAGCCGCCCAUGGGUGCUCUGGAUUCGCUGCUUUUGGUGCGGCAAGUCGUCCAAGCCAUUGGCGCGCUCUCGUGGAACACGCGGUCGACCGUGCAGACAACGAUCCACCUCGACGAUCGCAGUGAGAUGGACGCAUUCAACAUUCUCUGCGCCGUGUACGAGGCCGUCGGCGUCGUGACGUCGCCGACGCUCCUCUCGCAGCUGCAGCAGUACCGCCAGCAGCUGUUGCACGUGCUCGGCAUGUACUUGCGCUUCCUCCUCAACGGCGUCUCGGUGCUCCAGCAGCGCAUGGUGCAGCAAGACAGCCUCCGGUCGCUGCAAGGCAUGCUACUGCUCAUGCAGCGCCUCGAGCCGAGCUGCGUCGAGUUGCAAAGCGAGCUCGGGAAGCUCCAAGCGUCGUUCGAUAUGAUGAUGGACGCGUGUGCUGAGAUGAAGGCGGGCAUGCAAGAGGUGCUCAACACGACGCCGCUCCUCGACCCGCGGGAAGAGACGGAUGGCCCGGCCAUGUAUGCACUCAACAGCAUCGGGUCGCUCUCCAACAUGGGCUGGAACAAGACCAACACCCCGUCGCCCGCGAUCCAGUCGCACAUGGCGUACAUGGACCAAAUGGGGACGCAAAUGGGCUACCACAAACAAAACCUCGCGGGGCUGCAGCAGAUGAUUGGCGAAGGCGCUGCGGCGAUUGAGAAGGCCGAGACCAAGCUCCAGUGCCUCGUGGACGACUUUACGUACCGCAAGCUGCAGCUCGAAGCCAAGAUGAAGGCGUCGCUCGAUCCCAAGGGCGUCACGCAAGCCAUGCCCAAUAUUUAUGCCGAUAUUGGAUAUAUCUUUGGGGCGGUCUACGAAGGCUUCCAGCCACCGCUGUACAACGAGAGCGUCGACAAGUGCGUGGACGAUUUCUUCCACCAAGAGACCAAGCACCUCAAGGCCGUGCUCAGCCUGCUUUAG
Saprolegnia diclina VS20 is the source of this 2802-nucleotide messenger RNA. RefSeq lists its product as hypothetical. The transcript is spliced from 9 exons. Lineage: Eukaryota; Oomycota; Saprolegniomycetes; Saprolegniales; Saprolegniaceae. The record is from RefSeq and is a predicted model, not a curated record. Bases 1 to 2802 code for a protein of 933 amino acids.